Molecule: messenger RNA, 1903 nt
Organism: Oreochromis niloticus (Nile tilapia)
Lineage: Eukaryota; Metazoa; Chordata; Actinopteri; Cichliformes; Cichlidae
Product: calcium/calmodulin-dependent protein kinase type 1D
Exons: 10
Coding region: 354-1409 (351 amino acids)
Biological process (GO): protein phosphorylation
Molecular function (GO): ATP binding; protein kinase activity
Source: RefSeq, a predicted model, not a curated record
AGCGUGGUUGAAGUCCCCAGCUAUAAUGUGCACUGCGUUUGGAUGGGAGUUCUGCUGAUUGCUUAUUGUCUUGUGCAGCUCCUCCAUGGCCGAGUUAGCAUUUGCAUCAGGUGGUACAUACACGGCCGUUACCAUAACAAGAGUAAACUCGUGAGGUAUGUAGACGGGUCUGCACUUCACAGUCAAAUAUUCCAAAUCCGGGGAACAAUGGCUGUCUACAGUCUUUGUGUUUUUGCACCAGCUGUCAUUGGUGUAGAUGCAUAAACCCCCUCCUUUGUUCUUACCGGAGCGGCCGUUCCUGUCGUGACGGUGGACCGUGCAGCCUGCUAGCUCAAUAGCCGAGUCUGGAAUUGAUGGCUGCAGCCAAGUCUCUGGUAUCAGGUGGGGAGCUGUUUGAUCGCAUUUUAGACAAAGGGGUUUAUACCGAGAAGGAUGCCAGCAAAGUGAUCAAACAGGUGCUGCAGGCUGUCAGCUACCUGCAUGAAAACAGCAUUGUGCAUAGGGAUCUUAAGCCUGAAAACCUACUGUACUAUAAUACAGAUGAGAAUGCAAAGAUUAUGGUCAGUGACUUCGGUCUGUCUAAGACGCUGGAGCAUGGUGUGAUGUCUACAGCCUGUGGAACACCAGGAUAUGUUGCUCCGGAGGUUUUGGCCCAGAAACCCUACAGCAAAGCAGUGGAUUGCUGGUCAAUUGGAGUUAUCACUUAUAUUCUGCUCUGUGGCUACCCGCCAUUCUUUGAAGAAAAUGAGACGCGUUUGUUUUCAAAGAUCAUGAGAGCUGAGUACGCCUUUCACUCGCCUUUCUGGGAUGACAUCUCUGAAUCAGCCAAAGAGUUCAUCAAGAACAUGAUGGAGAAAAACCCCAGUAAGCGCUUCACCACUGAACAGGCACUCAGGCACCCCUGGAUUGUUGGAGACACAGCUAGAGACCAGGACAUUUAUCAGUCUGUGUGUGAACAGCUGGAGAGAAACUUUGCCAAAUCCAAAUGGAAGCAAGCCUUCAAUGCAGCCUCUGUAAUCCAGCACAUGAAGAAAAUGCAGCUGUCCCACAGCGUGCCCUCCACACCCGCCCUCUCCAUACCGAACAUCAAACUAGAGUCCUCGUCCCAGAACGACUUGGAGCCUGUAAGAGGCUGCCGAGAUCAGGCAGACCCCCUUGACCCCAAUGGAAACCCUCUCCAGUCUGCCAGUCUUCUGUCCUGGAGUGACUGUGACCUGGACACAGGACUGUGCCCUUCACUGAGAGCCAGUCAAAGUGAACCCGGAAGUCCUCUCAGCACUGAUGAGUCCAGACAAGUUCAUACCUUCCAUUCAGAGAAUGACGCUCUCUUUAUUCAGUCACAGAGCCUCGAUGCAGUGGCUCCGAGGAAGGACCAGCCGCUUCAGUCUGGAGUGUGCUCCAUCAUGUGAUUUGAUGACGAGAUGCAGGCCUCUUCUUGCUUCUGUAACAGCUCUGACCCAUCAGGGCACGAACAAGGAACCUUUGGCAGUGUCCUGUGGUGUCUGGCACAUCACCCGGGUAUUCCCUGAGCUGUUCCUGAGCAGUGUCUACAGUAUCCAGAGACCACAGCUGUCUACCAGUGCUUUAGAGGGAUGUGCUUGAUCAGCAAAAAUAUUUAGUGUGGGAGGUACCACACAAGCAAGUCUGGCUACCCGCCCACAAAGUCUGGGUGCAACCUUUGGGUAACUGUUUGGGCAGUGUCAGGUGACGCGAGGCCGAGAGACUGUCAAGCCCACAGUUGAGAACAAAGGUCUUAAUAUCCAGCCUUACGUGAUUAUCAAUGAUCAGAGUGCUAAAACAGAGUGUUUCCCCAUUUUAAUAAUAAAGCAUUUUCAUUAUUCAUCAAAUAUACGUGUAUAUAAGUCAAUAUAUCAAUAAAAUAAAAAGAAGUGAGUAGUAAAAA